CUUCGUCAGUAGUGGGUGAGAUCUCGGCCUGCAAGAAUGAGACGUUUGUGGCAGGGGUUAAUCGCGGUAUUCUUAGUGGCUUCAUCCACGUCGGCGGCGGAGGAGGCACCAAAGCCGCCGCCCACGGUCGAGGUGCAGCUCCAGCAGGGUGUGAUUGAAGGACUGAGAAAUGAGGCGGGUGAUGGACGAUUCUUCUACAGCUUCAAGACUAUUCCUUUUGCCCAGCCUCCCGUUGGCGAUCUCAGAUUCGAGGACCCCGUGCCCGCUGAAGGUUGGACAGGAGUAAGAGACGGGUCCGCGGUGACUCCCAAGUGUCCCCAGCUGUCUAUAUCCACGUACAUCAGUGGCGACAGGAUAGUUGUGGAAGGUCAAGAAGACUGUCUCUACCUCUCUGUGUACACACCUCAGCCCCAUCCAUCGGACCUGCCAGUUAUGGUGUGGAUUCACGGAGGAGCUUUCACCUUGGGCUGUACUGAAGAAUACUCGCCUCUUCCUCUCCUCACCAGGGAUAUAGUCCUCGUUAGCAUUCAGUAUCGUCUGGCCACUCUAGGAUUCCUGUCGACGGAAGAUGAAGAGCUCCCUGGAAAUUUAGGGCUAAAGGACCAGACGCUAGCUCUUCGCUGGGUGCAGGACAACAUCAGGAAAUUCGGUGGCGACCCAGAGAAAGUUACCAUCUUCGGCGAGAGCGCUGGCGGGGCGUCGGUACACUACCACGUCUUGUCUCCGAUGUCUAAAAAUUUGUUUAAACGAGCCAUCAUGCAAUCAGGGACAACCUUAUGUCCCUGGGCAUUGAGAGAAGACCACAGGGAGGCACUCGGCAAACUCGUUCACCUGCUGAACUGUUCAGGGUUCGACCAAACAUCUAGAUCCCUGGACAGUAAAGCGGCGGUCGCCUGCCUGAAGAAGGUUCCUGCAGACAAACUUACGUCUGUACAACUUGCCUUUAAUAUAUGGAACGGGAAUCCCACCGUAAUGCUACCCAGGGUCGACGGAGAGUUCUUGCCUGACCAUCCGGCUGUUUUAUUAAGGGAAGGGAAAUAUAACAAGGUCGACCUCAUCUCCGGCAUCACCAAACACGAGGGCGAAAUCGCCACCUUAAUGACCAUCGGCAACAAAGAAGCCACCACAAGCUUAAUGGAGAACUUUAGCCAGUAUGGACCUGCGGCACUCUAUAUCGACGAUUGGGACGAUGAUCCUGAGUACCUGGCACGUCGAGCCUUCCACCACUACCUGGGUCCUAUGGAAAUCACAAUGGAGAAGCCGAUGCUUAUAUGCAGCUCAUGGGUGACAUCAUGUUUACGACAUGUUUUGUGGACGCUGUUGAAGAGCAUACAAAGGACGGAGCAUUUGGCCAUCGCAUUUACACGUACGAGCUCGAGUUUGUCGGGGCACACAAAAUGUCUGAGCUUUUCUUCGGACCGUCGCCUGAUUUUGCAAAAAACUGGGUUGGUCACGGCGACGACCUUCUGUACCUUUUCUCUUCGAUGGUUGCAAAUGAGACGAUGACCAAGGCAGAGGACCUCUUCAUCAGGAGAGUUAUGCUCGAUCUGUGGGUCAACUUUGCGUCUACUGGGAACCCAACGCCCGACCUCUCCCUUGGCUUUAAGUGGACUCCCAUGUCGCAUGCAAGAGACACUCACUUGGCUAUCAACCUUACUCCGUUUAUGAAGGAGUUCUCUUACCAUC
Penaeus vannamei (Pacific white shrimp) is the source of this 1686-nucleotide messenger RNA. Lineage: Eukaryota; Metazoa; Arthropoda; Malacostraca; Decapoda; Penaeidae. The record is from RefSeq and is a predicted model, not a curated record.